Molecule: messenger RNA, 2919 nt
Organism: Kluyveromyces marxianus DMKU3-1042
Lineage: Eukaryota; Fungi; Ascomycota; Saccharomycetes; Saccharomycetales; Saccharomycetaceae
Product: flocculation protein FLO5
Exons: 1
Coding region: 1-2919 (972 amino acids)
Biological process (GO): flocculation
Source: RefSeq, a predicted model, not a curated record
AUGUGGUUUGCGCUUUUUCAGGUAUUAUUAUUAAUGGGAAUACCAUUAGUUGACUGUCAGUCUUUUAACACUGAUUUGAAUACAGUUUUAGGUUGCGCCCCCAAAACCAAUUCAUUAUCCAAAGGUUUUUCUGUAUCUUACUACCAUUAUCCCCUGAUACCAAGUGGUUCAUCUGGGUGCUACGUGGAUGAUCGUAAAACUUUUUUAACGGAUGAAUAUCUACAUGGUGGUUAUGCAACAUAUGGAGGUGGCUUAAUCGGAAGUAGUACGGGCGUGACUAAUUUAACAUUUCACUUUCAUUUCCCGGGUGGCUGUUUGAGACCUAUAUUAGGCAGUUUGCCAUCUAAUUACAAUAAUCCGCCUCAGUUUUCCAUGUCCAAUUUUUCUAUGUUGAUUACGGGGUACUUCUUCGCUCCAAAAACAGGUUUAUAUGAUUUUGCUAUAACCAAUGGGGACGAUGUCAUGGAUAUAAAUAUGGGUGAUGGUAAGGCAUUUGGGUGCUGUCAGCUGGAAAGCACUAUAUCCAAUCCUGCACCCUUUGACAUUUCUGUUGUUUGGCCUUCAUCGACCGGUAGUGGCUCUUUCAAUCUAGUAGGAGGUUACUACUACCCAUUAAGGAUACUUUAUAUAAACCGCUACUAUGAAGCUAUUAUAGCAAUGUCUUUUAAGGAUCCAGAUGGUGUUGUGCAUAACGAUUUCGACGGAUACGUGUUUACAAUCCCUGAUGGAGAAAAGUGCCCCGCUCCAGUUGCUACUACGACGUUACCAUGGACAUUCCAAUCCACUACCACUGGAACCGCUAUUGGAACCACUACUGGUGUAGAUGGUGAAGCCAUAACUGAAGAUUUUAUCGUGGUCAGACUUCCACAUAUUGAAACUGCUAUUGCAAUUAAUACACCAUGGACUGGUACUUACACGACCACUGUAGCAACUGCUACCACCACCGUAACUGGUUCUGACAGAAUACCAACUAUCGAAACCAUUUUUAGUGUAGAGACUCCUCAGGUUGAAACAGCCACUACCAUCAAUGCAGGAUGGACCGGUACUUACACCACCACAUAUUCGACUGAUAUUUCCACGGAGACUGGCGCUGAUGGCAUACCAACUGUCAGAACCAACUUCCUUGUCGAGACUCCUCAAGUCGAAACAGCAACCACAAUCAACGCAGGAUGGACUGGUACUUACACCACCACUUACUCUACCGAUAUUUCCACAGAGACUGGUGCUGAUGGAGUACCAACUGUUAAGACGAACUUCCUUGUCGAGACUCCUCAGGUUGAAACAGCCACUACAGUUAAUAUACCAUGGACCGGCACUUACACCACCACAUAUUCGACUACUAUUGCCACGGAGACUGGUACUGAUGGCAUACCAACUGUCAAAACGAACUUCCUUGUAGAGACUCCUCAGGUCGAAACAGCCACUACAGUUAACACACCAUGGACCGGUACUUACACUACCACCUACUCCACUGGUAUUUCCACAGAGACUGGUGCUGAUGGCAUACCAAUUGUCAGAACCAACUUCCUUGUCGAGACUCCUCAGGUUGAAACAGCAACUACCAUCAAUGCGGCAUGGACCGGUACUUACACCACCACAUAUUCGACUACUAUUUCCACAGAGACUGGUGCUGAUGGCAUACCAACUGUCAGAACCAACUUCCUUGUCGAGACUCCUCAGGUCGAAACAGCAACCACAAUCAAUGCAGGAUGGACCGGUACUUACACCACCACAUAUUCGACUGACUUUGUUACUGUCACAGGUAUUGAUGGUAUCAUAACUCUCCAAGCUGUGUACCAUGUGCAAACACCUACCCUUAAACCUUCCAAAUUCGAUAAUUUGUCAUCAACAAGUAAUGAUACACAAGCUUAUUCUACCGACAUUAUAGCUACCACAGGCGCCGAUGGUGUUCCCACUGUCCACCCCACCUUCAGCGUCGAUGCUUCAGAGAUUGGAAGUAUCUCUACGGUUAUUUCGCCAUGGACUGGAACGUAUACCACCACUUACUCAACUGAACUAGUUACAGCAACUGGUACUGACGGUAUUAUAACUGUUCAAACAGUGUACCAUGUAAAAACACCAAGCACUGGAACCACCAAUACCAAAAAAAGUGCAUGGAUCAGCAACUAUCUCCAAACAUACUCCACUGGCGGUAUAGGUAGUAGCAGUGCUGAUGGUGUUUCCAAUGUUCAGACCGCUAUUCAUGUCAAGACCGGAGAGGCAGGAAACGCCAUGAAAAUCAAUAUCCCAUGGACAGGCACUUACACCACCACCUACUCAACAGGAGCCUUCACUUCCACUGGUUCUAACGGUAUACAGACUGUUCAAACGGCGUUCUACGUUAAAACUCCAGAGAUGUGCUCUUCCAGUUUUGGAUACAGUAACACUUCAAGUACUACUUCCCAUGGUACCGAUUCAAAUGGUAAUAAAAAUCUUCAAUCUGAAACAUCCAAGCCAUUAGUUAAGGUAUCUGUUACCUCCGGAAAUGUGAUAGGCCAUUCCACGGCAGAGACAAACUUGCCAAUAUCUCAAAAAACAAGUUCUAAUCGACCAACAACUUCUAAAAACGAUGACGGUCCAGUACCAGAAAGAGGUAGUACUGCAAACAUCAACACUCCUCUUGGAACCACGAUGAAUGCCGUUGGGGAAACAUCCGGAGCGGUGAGUGGAAUAAUUGAUACUGAAACAAAGGGGAAACAAAGUAAAACAAUGUCGAUCAGUGUUGGUCAACCAGUAACAGUCAGUUCUGCAACUUCCAAGGCGACUUCUCCUCAACCAUCUUUGAAUCCAUCCAUCCCAACUUUUACGCCUUCUAUCUCCGGAGCUUCACAAACCGCCACAUUUGAGACGCGUUUGGAAGACAAAGCAAACAAGAUACUCAUUUCUCCUCUGGUGGUAAUGUUAUUAGCGUUCUUGUGA